Molecule: messenger RNA, 1713 nt
Organism: Caenorhabditis briggsae
Lineage: Eukaryota; Metazoa; Nematoda; Chromadorea; Rhabditida; Rhabditidae
Exons: 1
Source: RefSeq, a predicted model, not a curated record
AAUCUCAGAAUCUCAGAAUCUCAGAAUCUCAGAAUCUCAGAAUCUCAGAAUCUCAGAAUCUCAGAAUCUCAGAAUCUCAGAAUCUCAGAAUCUCAGAGUCUCAGAGUCUCAGAAUCUCAGAAUCUCAGAAUCUCAGAAUCUCAGAAUCUCAGAAUCUCAGAAUCUCAGAAUCUCAGAAUCUCAGAAUCUCAGAAUCUCAGAAUCUCAGAAUCUCAGAAUCUCAGAAUCUCAGAAUCUCAGAAUCUCAGAAUCUCAGAAUCUCAGAAUCUCAGAAUCUCAGAAUCUCAGAAUCUCAGAAUCUCAGAAUCUCAGAGUCUCAGAGUCUCAGAAUCUCAGAAUCUCAGAAUCUCAGAAUCUCAGAAUCUCAGAAUCUCAGAAUCUCAGAAUCUCAGAAUCUCAGAAUCUCAGAAUCUCAGAAUCUCUGAGAAUCUCAGAAUCUCAGAAUCUCAGAAUCUCAGAAUCUCAGAAUCUCAGAAUCUCAGAAUCUCAGAAUCUCAGAAUCUCAGAAUCUCAGAAUCUCAGAAUCUCAGAAUCUCAGAAUCUCAGAAUUUCAGAAUCUCAGAAUUUCAGAAUCUCAGAAUCUCAGAGUCUCAGAAUCUCAGAAUCUCAGAAUCUCAGAAUCUCAGAAUCUCAGAAUCUCAGAAUCUCAGAAUCUCAGAAUUUCAGAAUCUCAGAAUCUCAGAGUCUCAGAGUCUCAGAAUCUCAGAAUCUCAGAAUCUCAGAAUCUCAGAAUCUCAGAAUCUCAGAAUCUCAGAGUCUCAGAGUCUCAGAAUCUCAGAAUCUCAGAAUCUCAGAAUCUCAGAAUCUCAGAAUCUCAGAAUCUCAGAAUCUCAGAAUCUCAGAAUCUCAGAAUCUCAGAAUCUCAGAGUCUCAGAGUCUCAGAAUCUCAGAAUCUCAGAAUCUCAGAAUCUCAGAAUCUCAGAAUCUCAGAAUCUCAGAAUCUCAGAAUCUCAGAAUCUCAGAAUCUCAGAAUCUCAGAAUCUCAGAAUCUCAGAAUCUCAGAAUCUCAGAAUCUCAGAAUCUCAGAAUCUCAGAAUCUCAGAAUCUCAGAAUCUCAGAAUCUCAGAAUCUCAGAAUCUCAGAAUCUCAGAAUCUCAGAAUCUCAGAAUCUCAGAAUCUCAGAAUCUCAGAGUCUCAGAGUCUCAGAAUCUCAGAAUCUCAGAAUCUCAGAAUCUCAGAGUCUCAGAGUCUCAGAAUCUCAGAAUCUCAGAAUCUCAGAAUCUCAGAAUCUCAGAAUCUCAGAAUCUCAGAAUCUCAGAAUCUCAGAAUCUCAGAAUCUCAGAAUCUCUGAGAAUCUCAGAAUCUCAGAAUCUCAGAAUCUCAGAAUCUCAGAAUCUCAGAAUCUCAGAAUCUCAGAAUCUCAGAAUCUCAGAAUCUCAGAAUCUCAGAAUCUCAGAAUCUCAGAAUCUCAGAAUCUCAGAAUCUCAGAGUCUCAGAAUCUCAGAAUCUCAGAAUCUCAGAAUCUCAGAAUCUCAGAAUCUCAGAAUCUCAGAAUCUCAGAAUCUCAGAAUCUCAGAAUCUCAGAAUCUCAGAAUCUCAGAAUCUCAGAAUCUCAGAAUCUCAGAAUCUCAGAAUCUCAGAAUCUCAGAGUCUCAGAGUCUCAGAAUCUCAGAAUCUCAGAAAAAGUUCUGUUUCAAGUUGUUCAAAAAAUUUGACUUUUUUCUGUUUCAUGAUAUUCCUAUUAUGGGCAUAACUAAAUUUUGCUAUUCAUAG